AUGGUCGCCCAACCCAUCGGCACCAAGAAAGCCGUCCCAGGCACCGUCUCCAAGAAAUCCACACCAACACCCGUCCGCAAAGCCCCCAUCGCCUCCACUACAGCAAAGAAGCCCAUCACUUCAACCGUCACAACCAAAAAACCCAUUCCAGCUACAGUCACCGCGCAGAAGAAGAAACCCAUCCCAGCAGCAGUGACUGCACAGAAGAAGAACCUGCCUGCAGCAGCUAAGAAACAACAACACAUUCCCACUCCACCAUCCCAACAAUCAUGGCUUACUAAAGCUACAAAUGGUGCUGGUGCAGCUAUAUCGAGCACAACAUCUGCUGCAGCGGCGGGUGUGGGGAAAGCUGCUGGUGCUGUUGUGACGGCGGCUGGCAAUGGCGUUGCGGGUGCUGGAAAGGGGGCUGGAGUGUCGUAA
This is a messenger RNA of Parastagonospora nodorum SN15, 420 nucleotides long. RefSeq lists its product as hypothetical. The transcript has a single exon. The record is from RefSeq and is a predicted model, not a curated record. NCBI's taxonomy places the organism in Eukaryota, Fungi, Ascomycota, Dothideomycetes, Pleosporales, Phaeosphaeriaceae. The coding region runs from base 1 to 420 and encodes 139 amino acids.